AUGAACGCACAAUUAGCGAGUCUUCAGACUAGUAAUCAAACCAUGGAUUCAGAUAUUAGUAACGGAUCUCAUAGCGGAUCAAAUGAUGGCCACAAAGACAUCGACAAUGACCGGGAAAUCGAUGACUUAAUUGAAAACAGCGGUGAUAUCCACGACCAGGAGCUGUACGACCAGAUGCUGGCCAUUGAGAACUGUCUAUUUGGCACAACUGUCACAUCCAAUCAGGUUGCGAGACAUACGGCCCAGAGUUUGGCCAUAACGCCAAUGGUUAGGGUUAUCACGGAUUACGAGGGUAUCAAUCAGUUGGAGUGCCGGCGUAUCCGUGAAUUACACACAGCGACCAAUAUUUUCAAUUACAAUAUCAGCGAUAAUGUGCUAAACAUUACGGACGUGACUGAAUUGGUCCGCUUGACGACCGGCCGGACAGAGGGUCACAUCCGAGAAGUGAUCGCAUUUACCAAAGGUUUAGAGGGGUUCACAAAGUGCUGCGCCGACGACCAGUUGUCGCUCGUGAAGUGCGGCUGCAUUGAAGUGAUUUAUAUGCGGGGUAUCGACUCGUAUGACUCCAAAACAGAUUGUUUUAAUUUUCAUCUAGUUAGUGAAUAUGAUAAUUAA
Messenger RNA from Medioppia subpectinata, 615 nucleotides. The record is from the annotation of a GenBank genome assembly. NCBI's taxonomy places the organism in Eukaryota, Metazoa, Arthropoda, Arachnida, Sarcoptiformes, Oppiidae.